Molecule: messenger RNA, 921 nt
Organism: Electrophorus electricus (electric eel)
Lineage: Eukaryota; Metazoa; Chordata; Actinopteri; Gymnotiformes; Gymnotidae
Source: RefSeq, a predicted model, not a curated record
AUGGAUAUUGCAAGUUUUAGUUCACAUGACAACAGCAGCGACUUCCGCUGGUUCGACUGCAGGACUCCUGCCUUCUUCGUAUAUAUCACAUGUGAAGUCAGCAACAGUGUCCUGGGCUUGUUCUCCAACCUCUGGGUUUUGGUGCUAAUUCUCCAGGACUGGAGACUGCUGGCAGCCCAGGAGAUCUUUGCCCUCAACCUGGCUAUGAUCGAGAUCAUUCACUGUUUGUUGUCACAGAUGCUGGUCCUCAACUACCUCGUGUUAAAAAUAGCAUUUAUCAACAAUUACAGCUGGUUUCUCUAUAUUUUCAACUUCGUCGGGCGGUCUUUAUUCCAGUGUGGAAUGAGUGUGGAGCGCUACAUGGCUGUGGUUCACCCCGCGGUGUUUUUUAAAUACCGACGACUGGGAUACAGGCCACUGUUCCAGUGCUGCAUAUGCUUCGAUCACUACCUGGCAGUGGUGCGACCCGUUGUCUUACUGAAGCUCCACCCUCAAAGAUAUAAGCAGGCUUGCUUGCUCCUGCUGUGGCUGGUAUCCCUGGCCUGUCGGAUUGCAGAGUUCUUCCUGAACAGCUCUUUCCCACUCGUGGCAGUCCUGCUUACCGUUGUGUGCUUGCAGUUGUUCUGUAACAUCUCUGUCCUCAGCGUGCUGAAACGUCCCAGGCCAGGAGACAGCCAGGGAGGCAAGGAUAUUGAGAGGGAACAGGGCAGCAGUAUAAAGAAAAGAGCAUUUGUUAUCAUCUCCCUGCUUCAAGCCAAACUGCUGCUGAAUUACAUGCCUUUGUUUGUAGUUUCUUCUAUCAAACAACUGAUCCCUGACCCAGUACUCAAGAGAAACCUGCUGAUCGCAGUCACAAACAUGUGCUUCCUGGGCACCUUCGUUCAGCCCAUGCUAUACCUACGCAGGAUGGGGAGGCUUUAG